AUGCUAUGCUAUUCCUUUCAGUCAUCUGUAAUAGAGAAAAGAAGCACCCCGCCAUAUCCAGAAGAACGAGUUGGACAGAAGCUAAUUGUCAAAGUGAUGAGGCUAUCUGUGGAUCCAUUCUUUGAGCCUCUCUUUGGUUCGAUAGCAAUUUAUGAUGCAAAAGCUCGCCGAAAAGUAACUGAAAAUUUCUACUUUGAUGUAAAUCCGGAGGAAAUACGACGGAUGGUCGAUAAAAGCCAUUCGUUUGCUGAAGCUACCGAGAGAUGCAGCCAAGCAGCAUUCAGUCUUUCUUGUCCGCUAUCGGAUUUGUUCAUUGUUAUAAAGGUAGGCUUACCUUGA
Messenger RNA from Haemonchus placei, 339 nucleotides. NCBI's taxonomy places the organism in Eukaryota, Metazoa, Nematoda, Chromadorea, Rhabditida, Trichostrongylidae. The record is from the annotation of a GenBank genome assembly.